Messenger RNA from Oldenlandia corymbosa var. corymbosa, 1026 nucleotides. Lineage: Eukaryota; Viridiplantae; Streptophyta; Magnoliopsida; Gentianales; Rubiaceae. The record is from the annotation of a GenBank genome assembly.
AUGCUUUUCUCCUCUCAAAAGAAGCCAGGGUACGAGCAAUAUUGGCUUGCCACCUCCUUCAUCAUUCCCAUCUUCAAACUUCUCAAAGUGCUGGAUUUGGAGCAGAUUCAUUUGGGUGACGAGUUCCCGAGUGAAAUAGAAAUCCUCCUUCAGCUGAGGUACUUGUCAAUUCGAGGUGGAAUGGAAGCCAUCCCGGCUUCCAUUGGUAAGCUGUCAAAUCUGGAGACUUUGAUUGUGUACCUGGAGAGAGUACACUUGAAUGUGUCAUUUCCGCGUACUCUUUGGAAUCUAAAGAAAUUGAAAUGGCUUUUCAUAAAUUCCGGGGGUGGUAUUCUGCCGGUCGAAAAUCUAGAGGAUUCCCCUAUUUUGCAGGAGCUGGAGAGUUUAUCUUGUGCAGUCAUGUACUCUCAUGCCAUCAUGGAGAAACAUCUGCGAAAGUUUCCAAAUAUCCGCAGGUUGAAAUGCGACCUAUCCCGGCUGUUUGCUCAGAACCAGAAUCUCAACGAGAUUGUAGUUCCUGGCUUCUUGGAAAAACUGGAAUCUCUUCAUUUGCUGCUUUCUGAUUUAACCUUGAUGAAGCAGAAGAGGCAUGCCACAUUUGAUUUCAGUUUGCCGGCAAGUCUUAAGAAGUUGACGUUGUCAAGGUUCGGAUUGCCUUGGGAGAAGAUUUCAGCCAUUGGUAAAGAACUCAAUCAACUUGAGGUUCUCAAGCUGCUUGAUUCCUGUUUCGUGGGGGAUACAUGGGAGAUGCAAUAUGAUGAAUUCCCAAACCUGAGAUACUUGAAACUGUCGAGGUUGGACCACGUGAACUGGACAGCUGAUGCUAGUUUUGAGUGCUUGGAGAAGUUGGUGUUGGAAAGCUGCAGCAAUCUGGUUGACAUUCCUGGCUGUUUAGGAUCUGUCACAAAACUCAAGACGAUUGAUGUCAUUUCUUGUUCAGACGGCUUAGAAAGUGUAGUCCAAGAAAUUGAGAGACAACAAAAGGAGGACUGGGGAAAUAAAUCCUUCAAGGUGCGCAGCUGUUGA